This is a messenger RNA of Chlorella variabilis, 1518 nucleotides long. RefSeq lists its product as hypothetical. The transcript has 7 exons. Lineage: Eukaryota; Viridiplantae; Chlorophyta; Trebouxiophyceae; Chlorellales; Chlorellaceae. The record is from RefSeq and is a predicted model, not a curated record. Gene Ontology annotation, biological process: trehalose catabolic process. The annotation marks the transcript as partial. Gene Ontology annotation, molecular function: alpha,alpha-trehalase activity.
GACACGCCGCUUGCCGCGGCCCCCACCCAAGUCGCCGCAGCGUUUGCGGCCCUGGAGCUGCCAGGAGAGCCCGAGAAGCACCGUGAGGCGCUGCAGACGUUCUGCAGGCGCUGGCUGCUGCCAGUUGAGUCGGACCUGCAGCCGGCGGAGGUGCCGCAGCUGGCGGCGGGCCCGCCGCCCGCCUGGCUGCCGCUGGUCGCCCAACCCGACAUCCGGCGCUGGGCGGAGAGCCUGUUCCACAUGUGGGGCUCAUUGUGUCGCCAGGUGGCGCCUGACGUGGCGGCGCACCCCGACCGCCACACCCUGCUGCUGCCGCCUCAGCCGCGCCCCUUUGUCAUCCCGGGGGCCAGGUUCAGGGAGCAAUACUACUGGGAUACCUUUUGGUCGGUGCGGGGCCUGCUGGCCUGCGGCCUGCUGGAGAUGGCGCAGGCAAGCUUGGGCAGCCUGGCUGGGCUUCGGGGCUGCCACCGCGGGCCGGCGCCUGCCUCCAGCCCUACCCUGAUGCACCUCCUGCCGCAGAUGGUGGCGGCGCUGCACGCCGCGGCGCCGGACGAAGCGCUGCUGCUGCGGGCGCUGGCGGCCUUCCGGCAAGAGCACAACUACUGGAUGUCUGGGGCCAAGGAGGUGGCGCUCCGAGGGGCGGACGGCCGCACGUACCGCCUGGCGCGGUACCAUGCGGCGUGGGACAAGCCGCGGCCGGAAUCAUACAGGCAAGGCUGGCUGGCCGCCGGCCUGCCCAGCCGCCACGCGCCCGCCUGUCUACUGUGGCGGGAGCUGGCCACUGCAGCCGAGUCGGGCUGGGACUUUUCCUCCCGCUGGCUGGCAGACGGCACCAGCCUGCGCAGCUGCCGCGCCACGCGGGUCGUGCCGGCUGACCUCAAUGCUCUGCUCUACCAGAUGGAAAGCAACAUGGCAGCCUUUGCAGAUGAAGUGGGCUACCACGGCCUGGCUGCGGGCCUGGUGUACCAGGCCAAGCAGCGGCUGGCGGCCAUCCGGGCCUUGAUGUGGGAUGACGCGUCUGGGCAAUGGCGGGACUUGGUGCUGGGGGCACCAGAUGGAGCAGACGAGGCUUCGACAGACGCUUCAGCACACCCAGUGCUGGCGGCCUCCAACUGGGUGCCACUCUACUGUGGCUGUGCCGCUGCGGGCAGCGCGCAGGCGGCGGCCGCGGUGGCGUCGCUGCGCGGCUCGGGCCUGAUCCGCGAGGCUGGGGUGGCUGUCAGCCUGCGGGAGACGGGGCAACAGUGGGACUGGCCAAACGCGUGGCCGCCCAUCACAUGCAUGCUAGUGGAGGGCUGCCAGAAGUAUGGGGGAGAAGCAGGCGCCCAGCUGGCAGCUGCCAUGGCGCAGCAGUAUCUGGAAACUGCCCACGCCGGCUGGGAGCAGAGUGGGCGCAACUUUGAGAAGUUUGAUGCGCGGCGGUUGGGCGCGCCAGGCGGCGGCGGCGAGUACGACUGCGUGGACGGCUUUGGGUGGACAAACGGCGUCGCGCUUGCGCUGCUACAGCAGUAUGGCUGG